Penaeus indicus is the source of this 808-nucleotide messenger RNA. RefSeq names its product cerebellin-2-like. The coding region runs from base 65 to 607 and encodes 180 amino acids. Gene Ontology annotation, molecular function: protein binding. Lineage: Eukaryota; Metazoa; Arthropoda; Malacostraca; Decapoda; Penaeidae. The transcript has 5 exons. The record is from RefSeq and is a predicted model, not a curated record.
GGACUAUAUAAGACAGUGCCGCUGAGUAGACGGGCAUUCGUUCCCUGCUGUCGCUUGAGCUAAGAUGGCGCGCAUGGUGACACUGACACUUCUGCUGGCACUGAGUGGCCUCGCCGUUGGCCAAGGCGACCGCGCCCCCCAGAGCGACGGACCCCGGCUUGCUCAGGCGCCCGCCCCCGCCCCGCCGGGGAACAGUUUCCGCAGGUGCUCGGCAGGUUUCUCCGUCCGGAAGGCCACCAGCGCAACAUCCACACUGCGAAAUUCCAGGGCCACUCGUAUCAGGUUUCAGGACGUGCUGACCCGUGAGGGCGGCUGGUCGCCCUCCGAGAGCGACUUCCUGGCUCCCUGCAGGGGCCUCUACUACUUCUCCUUCCACGGCGUAGCUCAAGACAGAGGCGACUUCACGUUGGCCCUGAUGAAGAACGGCCAGUACCAGGUGACAGCUUAUGGCGGGAAGGGCAACUACCAGCAAGGCUCCAACUCGGCCCUUCUCCUGCUGAACGAGGGCGACCUGGUCCACCUCGAGCUGCAGCAGGGAGGCCUCUACGAGCACCCGAACAACGAAGCCUACACCUCCUUCACCGGAUUCCUCGUCGAGGCCUUUUAAUGCCAGCACGGAGGGGGCGGUCUGCGGCGAUAAGGUUGUGCUUUCCACAUUUUCGAGGGAGAAGAUGAAUAGGGAUUUCAGAAUUGGUUUUCUGUUCUACAUUAGUCUAAAAAAUCUCAGGCAGCUAUAAGUCAUGUUUUCAGCUCGUGUGAAAGGUUAUGCAGGCAUGUAAAAUGAAAACAAUAAAAUAUGGUUUCUUUA